UAAAAAUCCAUUCAUCCGGUUACAGAUUUGGGAUUCUUCGAGGACGCAGGAGUUGUUGGCGCAACAUGAGUGGUAAGAUACCAACUGAAGACGUGCCGGACCAUCCGCUUCUAAGACGGAAUGUUUAUUGGACCCCAUGGCCACGUCUGGCAAAACUUGUACCCAAUGAAAGGGUUCGAGUUAUUGGAGGUGUUCUGACCAUUAUGGCUUUAAGUGGCGUGAUAUUUUAUACCAAUUUACAAUUCCGGAGACCUGUGCGUACCUUGAGUCCUGAGUGGAUUGAAGCGGAACGUCGCAAGGAGUUUGCAAAGGAACGAGAGUCGGGACCCCCUGUAGAACUUGAUCCCAUCUUACACAGACGUGGUUAUCACCACUGAAUAUUUCUUCUGCGAAGUUAGUGGUGCUUAAACACAAAAGUUGCUCAUAUUUGUUGUGUGAUAAAAAGUAAAAAUUUGACUCUGAAAAUAAUGUAUUU
Molecule: messenger RNA, 475 nt
Organism: Galdieria sulphuraria
Lineage: Eukaryota; Rhodophyta; Bangiophyceae; Galdieriales; Galdieriaceae
Exons: 2
Coding region: 66-377 (103 amino acids)
Source: RefSeq, a predicted model, not a curated record